Messenger RNA from Pomacea canaliculata, 2078 nucleotides. RefSeq names its product serine/threonine-protein phosphatase 6 regulatory ankyrin repeat subunit B-like. The transcript is spliced from 8 exons. Gene Ontology annotation, cellular component: nucleus; cytoplasm. NCBI's taxonomy places the organism in Eukaryota, Metazoa, Mollusca, Gastropoda, Architaenioglossa, Ampullariidae. The record is from RefSeq and is a predicted model, not a curated record. Gene Ontology annotation, molecular function: protein binding. Bases 178 to 1563 code for a protein of 461 amino acids.
GAUUGCACGUCGCUCGCAGACCCAGGACGAAGAUGCUGUGCAGUUUUUCGAAUAUUCAUGUGAAUGCUGUUACCGUGUAAAAUCGUUCUGUGCACCAAACUAACAAUCAAAACAGAUGGUAAAACCACAUUAACAGAGAUUCCAAUUGUCACUUCACAGGAAGAAAGAAAGUAAAGGAUGGAGGAACUAGAGCAUGAUGCUGAAGACCUGAAUCAGCAGUUGCUAAGAAUUCAAGAAGCAUUGUACAAUGCUAUCGACGAAAAUAACCUUGUUUGCUUGCGGCAGCUUCUAGAACAAGGUGCAAAUGUGGAUCAGUUUUAUGAAGAUGAUCAGAAUAUCAGCUCAAAGUCCAUCCUGCACAUAGCUUGUGGAAAAGGCCGAACAGAAUGUGUCAAGAUUCUUCUGGAAGCUGGUGCAAUGGCAGAUAUUCGGGAUAAGUGGGGUCAGACUCCUCUGAUGUACUGCAUUUGUGUGCAAUUCUUAGACACUGCUGGCAUUCUGCUUGACCAUUUAGGUGCCAGUGCCACAGAAAUUGUGAAUAAUCAAGAUCGCUUUGGCAAAUCAGCUCUUCAUUCAGCUGCUGAGACAAACAACGUUGAGGCAGUUGAACUUCUUCUACAUCAUGGGGCUGAUGUAAACAUCCAGAAUUUUGAUGGCGUCACACCUCUGAUGGUGGCUGCAGAAAACUGUGGGUGCUGCAGGUCAUUGAAGGCAAUGGAAGCACUUAUUAGGGCUGGAGCAUUAGUCAACUGUGUCGACUAUAGAUCAAAACGUUCUGCUUUGCAGAGAGCAUCGCUAUCAAAAAAUGUGGCAGCAGUUGAGUUGCUUUUGGCUUCAGGGGCUGAUGUUGACAGUCUUGAUGCCACAGGCAGAUCAGGGCUGACUAAUCUCAUGUGGGAUCAUGUCAGAAACAGAAAGGGGUUGUGUCACAUCGAUCCAGAUGUUAUGACUAUCAUCGUGCUGCUGACCCAGUCCACAUCCAAUCUUGACCUCUCUGUGUGUGAAUACAGCAACCCUUUGGUCACUGCAACCUUUCUGCAAGCCACAGUUCUAGUCAGAUUUUUUCUAGAGCAAGGAGCACAGCCUAAUGUUUCCUUUGUGUCUGGUGUUACUCCACUUCUGAUUGCCACCAGUAAAAAAGAUUUAGAAACUGUGAAAAUUCUGCUGAGCUUCAAUUGCCAUAUGUCCAUCAAAGGUCGUGUGUUUCGAAGGCGACAUGAUACAGAAUUUACUUUUGAUCCUUGUGAGAUGGCGGUGGAUGAUGAGAGUUACCAUAUUGUGCAGCUCUUCUUGCAAGCAGGAUACAAUGCUCAGCAAAUUAAAAAACAGCUUAGGCUAAAAUUAAAUGCUGAUUCCAAAGAUUGCCCAAGUAAUGUUGAUCCGCAACUAAGACAGUGGCUGCUUGACAGAGCAUCUCAACCUCCAUCCUUGAAAGAAAUUAUUGUUUUUAAAAUACGUAAAAUCUUGGAUCAGGAUUUGCACAAAGCAGUGACUCAGCUACCUCUUCCAUCAAGGGUGAAAGAUAUGAUUUUGCUAAGAAAUAUUUUAUCAGUAUCUUUCUAAGACAUACUAUGUAUACUAGGUUUUAUUGAUGUGAUGUAUUUUGGUGCAAUAUCUUUUUUGCAUGAGUGCAGUGGAAAGUGUAAACAAUAGUGAUCAUGAUAGCCAUUAUUUAUAUGGAAGCCAUUGCAUUUUCUUCUGCUAUUCAGGUUUUUGACAUGUAUAGUUCAAUACUAAUUGCAGUAUUUUUCGAUCAGAAAAUGUAUACCUAUGUGUAACUGCCACAAAGGAAUUUCUUUAAAUGUACUUUAAGUCUUGAACUUCUUCAGUAUAUAAGUUAACAUGUUUAGUUUAGUCCUUAUUACUCCUCGAGGAGCACAGGACCACAACAGGACCUCACCAGUGGACCCAGUUUUGGGCAGCCUGCCUCAUUUGGGCCCAUGAUGUGGUUCCAACGUCCUUUGCCUCGUUCUCUACUGUUCUUUUCUGCCUUGGUCUCCCAACUCUCCUCUUACCAUGAGGAUUCCAGUCAAUGCUUGGCAAUGGUGUCAGUUGGUUUGCGCAGGGUGUGUCCUAUC